This is a messenger RNA of Colletes gigas, 618 nucleotides long. RefSeq names its product DNA-directed RNA polymerases I, II, and III subunit RPABC5 (gene Rpb10). Gene Ontology annotation, biological process: transcription by RNA polymerase II; transcription by RNA polymerase I; tRNA transcription by RNA polymerase III. Bases 198 to 401 code for a protein of 67 amino acids. Gene Ontology annotation, molecular function: DNA binding; zinc ion binding; DNA-directed RNA polymerase activity. The record is from RefSeq and is a predicted model, not a curated record. The transcript is spliced from 2 exons. Lineage: Eukaryota; Metazoa; Arthropoda; Insecta; Hymenoptera; Colletidae. Gene Ontology annotation, cellular component: RNA polymerase III complex; RNA polymerase II, core complex; RNA polymerase I complex.
UUUGAGCAUCAGUUGGCAACUGGCAGUUGCCUGCAUUACCAGUGGUGCUGUCUAAUAAUAUUGUGUAUAGGACGCAUUCGAAGACGAACAAAUUCGAAUGUUUCUAUUUAUUCGUUUGUUAUUGCGAAGAUUAAAGUGUAUAACAGCAAACGCGUCAACGUGAAUUUAAAAAAUCCUGUUCAAUAAAAUUCGCAACAAUGAUCAUACCCGUACGUUGUUUUACCUGUGGGAAAGUCAUCGGUAAUAAAUGGGAAGCAUACCUUGGUUUACUACAAGCAGAAUACACGGAAGGAGAUGCUCUUGAUGCUUUGGGAUUAAAACGAUAUUGCUGUCGCAGGAUGCUCCUUGGGCACGUGGAUUUAAUUGAAAAACUUCUGAAUUAUGCACCAUUAGAAAAGUAAAUGUUUCACAAAAUUCUUAUUUCCAUAUUUCAUACUAAUAUAUAUAUAUUGCUACAUAAUUGUUUGAAUUAAUUAAACAAAUUCGUACAAUUCUAAAACAAAAUAUGUAUGUACAUAUCGGAACUAUAUAAAUAGUCUAGAAAUGGUGUUAUUUUCCUCUUGCAAAUGAUUACACCACACUCUGAAUUUUAUAUGUAGAACUAGGAGAAAUAAAAUA